This is a messenger RNA of Perca fluviatilis (European perch), 2051 nucleotides long. RefSeq names its product polymerase (DNA-directed), delta interacting protein 2 (gene poldip2). The coding region runs from base 52 to 1191 and encodes 379 amino acids. Gene Ontology annotation, biological process: error-free translesion synthesis. Gene Ontology annotation, cellular component: nucleus; mitochondrial nucleoid. The transcript has 11 exons. Lineage: Eukaryota; Metazoa; Chordata; Actinopteri; Perciformes; Percidae. The record is from RefSeq and is a predicted model, not a curated record. Gene Ontology annotation, molecular function: DNA binding.
UGCCAGCUAGUGCAUGUUGGGUUGCGUGCUGAGCGUUCCAUAGCUGGAAAGAUGGCGGCCUGUGCGUUACGCCGAGGCUUGCUGAGCACUGUCAGUAAAUACAACAAGAAACACACACUUAGAAUACUGUCGAGUGUCGCUGACAGCAGCAGCAGCGGGUUUGAGGUGUUCAGACCGCGGAUACAAUGCCGGGCCUGCGGACUGCCCGGCGGUGUUCAGCAGCGGAGGUUCAUGUCCUCACGGAGCAGGCCUGAAGGGAAGAUUUUGGAGACAGUGGGAGUGUUUGAGGCUGUGAAGCAGCACGGCAAAUAUGAAACGGGACAGCUGUUUCUCCACAGUGUGUUUGGCUACAGAGGCAUUGUCUUGUUUCCCUGGCACGCCCGACUUUAUGACAGAGACAUCACCCCUCCCAUGGCUGAAAGCAAACCUGAGCCUGCAGGAGCCCAUGGCUCCAAGGAGGUGAAGGGGAAGACUCACACCUACUACCAAGUCCUGAUUGACACUAGGGACUGUCCUCACAUAUCUCAGAGAUCCCAGACAGAGGCAGUGACGUUUCUGGCCAACCAUGAUGACAGCAGAGCCCUGUACGCUAUCCCAGGUCUGGACUAUGUGAGCCACGAAGACAUCCUGCCCUAUAACUCUGCAGAGCAGAUCCCCAUCCAGCACGAGCUGUUUGAGCGCUUCCUCACGUUCAACCCUGCCAAAUCUCCUCCGUUUACAGCCAGAGACACCCUGAAGGCGUGGCAGGAGAAGAACCACCCCUGGCUGGAGCUCUCCGACGUCCACAGGGAGACCACCGAGAACAUCCGAGUCACUGUCAUCCCCUUCUACAUGGGCAUGAGGGAGGCCCAGAACUCCCAUGUUUAUUGGUGGCGGUACUGUAUCCGUCUGGAAAACAUGGGCAACGAGGUGGUUCAGCUGAGAGAGAGGCACUGGAGGAUCUUCAGCCUGUCAGGAACCCUGGAGACGGUCCGAGGACGCGGAGUCGUAGGCAGAGAGCCAGUGUUGUCUAAAGAACAGCCAGCCUUUCAGUACAGCAGCCAUGUGUCUCUACAAGCCCCCAGUGGUCAUAUGUGGGGGACGUUUCGUAUUGAAAGGACUGAUGGCUCCCACUUUGAUGUUCGCAUUCCUCCUUUCUCCCUGGAGAGCAACAAAGAUGACAAAGCGCCCCCCGCUGGCUACACGUUUUAAAUGAGAGUAGUCACCUUCCCCUAUAACAUUGCCUCAGCCUUGAGCAUAGGACUAGCCCUCCAUGUUGUGUUUGAAGAGACUUGCACAGUCAAGUGGAAGGCCACUGGGAGUCAGGGAGGAGAGUCAGUGUUGCCAUGCUGAGCUGGACAUGUUGUGCUUUCAAUAGCUGAAAUAUUGAGGCAGGUUGUUUUAAAGUGGAAGAAUUUCCUGCUGAGCUCUGCAGUCAUGAAAAGAGCAACAACUCCAGCUGAGCUUCAUACUGAGGCCUCAGUUGGAUACCUCAAGUCAACAUGUAAGACAACAGUUAAACUACAUGUUAGAAACUCCUUGAUAUUCUUGUUUUGAAUUUAUGAAAACGUGACGCAUGACUUUUGUCCUGGACCCUAUUUUCCUUUCAUGUUUUAAUUAUAAUUAUUACAGUUUACUUAUGUCAGACCUCUGUGGGCCACUUACGAGAGGGAAAUCCGAUUGAAAUCUGGGCCAGUUAUAGUGCUGAAGUUAUUGUUUUACAACAUUGAAGUACAGUGGAUGGAAUUAGGGUAUGUUUGACACUGAUCAAAGACUCUUUAAUGUCAAAAUGAAAUCAAAUCUCUACAAAUGAUUCUCAGUAAAAAUAUAUAUAACAAUAUUUUUUUAUAUUCACCUUUGUGUCAUUUAGCAGCAGUUAUAGCCUUCUACAGUCUGUCGAAAGGUCUAUUAGCUUUACACAUCUUAGUAUACAGUCUCAGGUCUCUUGGCGGUCUCCCUCAGCUCCCUUCUCACAUGGGAAAUGCAGAUUUUGAGGAUGGCUUACCCUAUGCAGAUUUAUAGCUGCGCCAUAUUCUUUACGUUUUUGUAUGACUGACUCAGCUCAGUGUCUC